CACCAUCUCCUUCUUAAGCUCGUAGAACUCACCCCCACCCCCCCUCUCUCUCUCUCUCUCUCCCUCCACACGUGCAAGUCCACGACACAAGCACAGAAAAUGGCAACAAAAGGAGGAGGAGAUGGCAUGCCAGGAGGCUUAAAAUACCAGACAUGGACGUUGAAGGUCCCGAUCCACUGCGAAGGCUGCAGCAGAAAAGUCAAGAGAGUUCUUCAGAGCAUCGAAGGUGUAUUUAUGGUAAACAUUGAUUCGCAACAGCACAAGGUCGAGGUGACUGGUGAUGUCGAUUCCGAGACGCUGAUCAAGAAGCUGACCAAAUCGGGGAAACAGGCUGAGCUCUGGCCCGAGCAGAAGGAGAAGAAAUCCGGAAAGUCCAAGAACAAGGAUAACAAGCAAGAAAAUCCUAAAGAUUCCGAAGACGCCGGUGAAGAGGCUUCCAAAGAUGUAAACGGAGGUGAAAGCGAUGAGGAGGAGGAGGACGACGGAGAGAACCAUGAACCGGAAAACAAGGAGACGGGUGGGGCGACCAAGGAGGCUGGCGCUGCCGGAACCGGCGGCAAAAAGAAGAAGAAAAAGAAGAAGAAUAAAAAGAAGAACGAUGGCGGCACCGACGAUGGGGCAGCCACAGGCAACACUCCAGGGACGAGCUCGGGAUUCACCCCGCCGAUGACGGCCUCGGUGAGCAUGAACCCGUAUCCGAUUCACUAUCCGCCCCAAGCGUUCGGGAUGAGCUACAAUGCGGCGUACCCUAGCCCUAGCGCCUCGUACUACGGUGCCUCUCCAAUGCAUGGGUAUUCAUACUCUCAUCCGGGGUCCGCGUACACUUUCCCUCCGCCGUCUGAUCCGAUCAGAAGCUACGUCGACGAUGAUCAUGAAUAUGACGAUGACAACAUCGGGUGCUCAAUCAUGUGAAGUGAUUAUUAGCAUGUGAAUUUGCUAGGUUGAAAGGUUUUGAUCGAGGAAAAUAAGUGCUGUAGAAAUUUAAACGCGUAGGUGGGGGAUGGUCGGAGAAUAAUGAAAUAUGGAGAGAGAAAUUAAGGGUUUUAUGGAUGUGCUUUUAAGGGAUCUUUAGUAGGAACUCUUCAUUUCAAAAGUCUUGCUUCUCUUUUAAUUAGGGUUUGCUCAGGAAGGUCUAUGUCAUGUAAUGUUUGUACGUUUUGCAGGAAUAUUGCUGGCUUUCUCUUCAUGUCUUUCAA
Molecule: messenger RNA, 1196 nt
Organism: Eucalyptus grandis
Lineage: Eukaryota; Viridiplantae; Streptophyta; Magnoliopsida; Myrtales; Myrtaceae
Product: heavy metal-associated isoprenylated plant protein 36
Exons: 3
Coding region: 100-912 (270 amino acids)
Molecular function (GO): metal ion binding
Source: RefSeq, a predicted model, not a curated record